UCUCCUCCCGCCGCCCGGGGGCGGGAGCGCCGGGCCGAGCCAGGCCAGGCGGGCCCGGGGCCGGGGCCAUGGCGCUGCCCGUGCUGUCCAGCUCGGCCGUGAAGUUCCGCCGGGUCCUGGCGCACUUCCCGCAGGAGCUCAGCCUGGCCUUCGCCUACGGCUCCGGGGUGUUCCGGCAGGCCGGAGCCUCGGCCGAGCACGGCGAGACAAAUAUGCUGGACUUUGUGUUUGCUGUUGAUGAUGUUGUGACCUGGCAUAUGACGAACUUGGUAAAGAACAGGAGUCAUUAUUCCUUCCUUAAAUUUUUUGGGCCCAAAAAGAUAAGUACCAUACAGAGAUAUGGAGCAGGAAUUUACUACAACACCUUAGUGCCAUGCAAUGGCAGGAUGAUAAAAUAUGGAGUAAUUAGCACUGAUGCCCUGAUUGAGGAUUUGUUUCACUGGAAAACUCUCUACGUGGCUGGGCGCCUGCAGAAGCCGGUGAAAAUCCUGGCCCAGAAUGAGAACAGCAAGCUGCAAGCUGCCCUUGUCAGCAACCUGAAGAGUGCAGUGAUAGCAGCCUUCCUCAUGUUGCCAGAGAGCUUCUCUGAAGAGGAGCUUUACCUGCAGAUUGCUGGGCUCUCCUACUCUGGUGAUUUCAGAAUGAUAAUAGGGGAAGACAGAUUCAAAGUGCAGAACAUAGUGAAGCCCAACAUUGCCCAUUUCCAGAAGCUGUACAGUACCAUACUCCAGGACUGCCCUCAAGUGGUGUACAAGCACCAGCUGGGAAGGCUCGAGAUUGAUAAAAGUCCAGAAGGUCAGUUUACACAACUUAUGGCUUUGCCAAAGACUCUGCAGCAAAAGAUUACUGCUCUGGUAAACCCUCCUGGAAAGAACAGAGACGUGGAAGAAAUUUUACUGCAAGUUGCCCAUGACCCUGACUGUGGAUAUCUGGUGCAUCAAGGCAUUUCAGCAAUUGUGAGAUCCUCCAGUAUAGUGCAGAGUGCUAAAACCAUCCUGACAGCUGGGGCAAAGAAAUCUGUGACCUACAGUUUGAAGAAAUUAUAUAAGAUGGCCAAGGGAGAGUUAAGGAAGCCAUCCUGAGUCUGUACAUACUGUGUAUGGCAGAUGCUGUGUGGAGUCAGGCCCUGCCCAGCUCCGAGCUGUUUGUCACUGUCACUCUGCCAGAGGAGCCCUCUGUCCCUGCACAGGUGGGACUUUACUGCACUUCCUGUAACCUGAGCUGGCUGUGUUUGUCUUGUGUUGCUCGAUACCCACUGCACGGCUUGGUUUGGCUUUAUGAACUCUGUGCACAGCAAUAUAUGAAGUCGUUUCUUGCUCUUUGGAGCGAGUUUUGCAAAUCCCAGCUCGAUAGUUCCCAGUUCCCUCCAUCUGUUGAUGCACUGCCAGUAUCCAAGUCCGUGCACUAAAUCUCUGGGAGAUGUAAAAAAGUCCUUCCUCCUCAUCCAUAUGGGCUGAAAACUGGAUUCUGCUCUGUAAAUCAUUCAUCUCGUGCUUUUUAAGAGUGGCCUACCUUUCCCCUUGGGGCCACUGGUCUUGAAUGUAUUUAUUUUUCUGGCAGAGAGCCACGAAUGAAUCAUAGCCCUGAGCAGCUCGUUGUGAACUCCUCACCAUUGUUAAGAGAGUUCUUGGGGCAGUUGUUACAGAGCUUUGCUAUGUAAAACUUUUAAGAGAAGAGAGAUUGAUUUCAGCCUUGUUAGCUGCUUUUGAAGUCCCCACCAGUUGUGUGGAAAUGAUUUCUUCUGCUCUUACAGCUGAAAUCCACUAAAAUAACCGGGGAUUGUUGCACGGGAAGCUGGGACAUGGGAAUAUGUUACUGCCUCUUUGUCCUAAUGAGGUGUGGUUGUUCUUUCACCAAAAAAAAACUCACUUCAGCCUUUCGUUCCAUUUGUAACUUUCCUGUUUAUACCUUCCUGCUCCAUUUCCAUACUUUAUUGUUUCUCUUCUUGACUUAAUUCUCAAGUCUUUCAUUCUGUUCUUCAGACAUCCCUCUUUUCUGGCUGGGCUGUUCCACCAUGGAUAUUGUUUCAUGCUCCCUCCCCCUUUUUCCUGUGUAGCAGAGCUUUCAUUAAAGGCAACCAGGCAGAUGAUUUAUUUCUGAUGUCUUAAAAGGCUUCUUUGUAAUGAAGAGCCUGGACCCAAUCAAACUGCUGAGGGUUUGUGUAGGUGAGUCAGCAGCAUGGGCCUCACUGCCUCAGACAUCCAUCCUGCUCCAGAGGGAAUGAACUGGAUGACACAGGAAGAAGGGGAAAUCAAAAAAUCCAAAAUGUGACUGCGUACAUAAUCAUUUGGCUGCUCCUAAACUCGGUUUGGGGAGGGCACAAAGCUGAGCCCUCACAGGCUGCUGACCUCCAUCAGCACAUGUGUGAUGUGUUCCUCAUGGCUUGCACAGUUCCCCUUCUCCAAGUGCUGGAACAGGGAGUUUUGACUGUGGGACCCUCCAAAUUCCAGCUGUACCUGUUAGUGCAGAGCCUGAAUUUCUCACCUGUGCUUCCCUGAGGCCUCUCUUUAGGUUCUGUUGACCUUCACUGUCAGCAAGUGGGAGUCAGCACUGCAGCCUGAGCACAAGGAAGGUGCCCAUGGGCAGCUGAGCUGGGAUCCCUUCCUGGCAGGAACACUUGGCAGCAUCCCAGAGCUUCCUGAUGUGUGCAGCAAACACCUGUGCCAGAAUUGGGAGGAUCAGGAUGGACACAGAGGCCAGGAUUCCUGGGUGGCUGAGGGAGCUGAACCUUGUUCUUCACACUGAGGUGCUAAAGCAGGAGCCUGCUGUGACUUGGGAAAGUUCAGAAUGAGCACAGCCCUUGGUGAGUGUCCAGUGCAGGGGGAUCCAGGCAGGGCUGUGACUCAUGCCUUUUCCCAGCAAUUAAUUUAAAAAUAGAAUUGAAGCUGAAAUAUGCUCUGAAGGUCAGAGUAUCAGGUCAGUGUGUUUCUGAUGGUUUUUCCUGGGUAAGGUGUUGAGAGAGAGCAAAGUGUUCUUCAUUUUCCAAGUCACUCUGCUGGCCUUACAGUCUGUGUAGAAAAUGAAUUUUCUUUGUGUUCCUACUGCAGGAAAAAGAGACAUUACCUCCACAUAGCUGUUUUCUGCUCUGCUUUUUGUUUGACUCAACAGUUGCUCUGUCACGUUUUAUACUCUGGUUUCCCGAAGUUUUGUGACUUUAUUUACCUGUUUUUCUAGAUAAAAAUCUCCAGCACAGUUGCUAACUGAUCCUGAACUUAAUGACUGCCUUAGGGAGAGGGAGUAAUCACUUUACUCCUGCAUGUUUUAACCUCUUACUCAGCCUGCUUCAAUCAGAAAUGUUUAGAAAUGGAUUAAGUUUUACUACAUGAACAGGAAGCCUCAGACCAUGCAUUCUGAAAUUAUUCAUGCAAACUCCAAAUAUUUUAUUUACAUCUUUAGUAUGAGAACUUCCAUGCAAUUUUUGCCUGCAUAAUCCAGCGUUCUGCCAAGUCCUUUCCAGUAGUGGUGGGGAGUGCUUGGAUGGUUUUGCACAAUUUUUUCUGAGAAAUGGAAGGUCUUGCAGCUGCAAAGACAGACCGAAAAUCUCUGCAAGUGUAGUGGGUAUAGGGAGUUCUUCCUAGUUUUCAAUUUGAAUUUGAUCUUGAGGAGUUUGCAGCCACAAGGAGCUGUCUUUAAAAGCAAAACAAAGAAAAAACUGACCAAGAACCAGCACUCUGUGUUUUGGUUCCUUCACUUCCCUUUGUUGCACUGAUACUUUCUUUAAAAGCCCUGAACCUGAUAUUUAAGAUAGCUCCCCUACUCAAUUAAAUAAGCCAAGUAAAUAGUAAAACAUCUCAUUAUUGAAUUAAUUUGUAUUCCUUCUCUGUAUGGGAUCUCUUUAGCUCCACAGUGCACUUGGUAAAUUGGAAAGCUUGUGUUCCCACACAGUGAUUAUUUACUUAAUCUCUGCCUGCUGCCAAAGCUUCUCCAAACCUCCUAUUUUAAAAUUCAUAGUGAAGCAUGGGAGGGGAGCAUUCAGUGGUUUUUUUUGGUUUUGUUUGUGGUUUUGGUUUUUUCUUUUAAUAUUGCCAUCCUCGAGUUGCCUUGCUCUCAGCAGUGGUGGAGAGUCUGGCUCACUCUCUGUACUGCAGUGAGAGCCAAGAAGUUUUUCCCUUCCUAGGAUGCUUCAAGAAGGGCUGACACAGAGCAGCUCCCACUGUCUGCCUCACCAUGCUGUCACACUGCUUUGGCUUUACAGCCUGGGGCAAAGCUUUUUAAAACCAAAUUAUUUGCACAAGGAAUUCUAGACAAUUUUUUUUUUUUCCCUCUCUUUCUUUCCCCUCAUUGCCUCCCAAGUCUGGGGUUGGGUGAGCUUGUGCUCAUCCUGCACAGCCCUGUUAACCCUGUCCCUGCAGCCCUGCCUUAGGUUCUUGCCAAGGAGGAGCCUGAGUCAGCAGCACUUUGGCAGUUUGAAGGUGAGUUCCCUGCAGACAAAUCAGAUGGAUGAGGAAAUCCAUCACUGCACUUCCAAUUCUUACAGCAUUUUUAAAUGGAUUAUAUGUAAGGGUUGUAUUUGCACAGCUGCUUUUCAAGCAAGAAUUGGUUUAUUUUCCUUUAUGUUUUUGCUGUUUAAAGAGUGUCUCCUCUGUUGUUUGUCUUGUUUUUAUGUGACUAAUUUUAGCAGGAUUCCCUUUCCAGUACAAAAUUGAAAAUUGGUGUGUUAUUUUUAUUAGAGAACCAUAGGAUCAUUCAGGUUGGAAAAGCCCUCCCAGACCAACCAAGUCCAGGCUGUGUCCUGUCCCCACCUUGUCCCCAGCCCAGGAGUGCCACAUCCAGGAAUUCCUUGGACACCUUGGGAUGGACACUCCAAACCUCCCUGGGCAGUUCCAAGGCCUGAGCUCCCUUUCCAUGGGGAAAUUCCUGCUGCUGUCCCUGCCCACCUCAGGGCCAGCCUGAGGCCGUUCCCUCUCCUCCUGUCCCUGUUCCCUGGGAGCAGAGCCCAAACCUCCCGUGAGCCAUUUGGGGAAAAAUCCCUGGGAAGGGCACACCUGGAAAGCUGAGGAGAGCCCCCUUGUCCUGAGGAGAUGACUGACCUGAGUCCAGAACGCCCCAGUCAGGAAGAGUCCCAAGCCUGCAGUAAUUAGCCAGUAGUAAUUAGAUCAGGCUGCAAGAAGUGCAGAGCUGGGCCCCAGGAACAGGGUGACAGGGUGGGUGUUUGCAUCCAGCAGAUGGGACUGAGCUUCUUCCAGAGUGAUUCCAUGUGCAUCCUUAGCUGAGAGAUGGGUGCUCCUAAAGGCUUUGGGCACCCCUUGGUGCCCAGUUCCUCUGUCCAGUGACCUGCUGCUGGUGGCUUUGGUGUGGAAGGAAUCCUGGUGACUGAAGAGCCUUUUCUUGCAGCCUGCAAGUGUCUGGGAGUUGUGGAGCUUACCAUGAAUUAAUGUGGAAACUCUGAGAAUAACUUUGCAUCUCAUCUUGAGCUGCAACCUGUUUGUGAUUUUAAUGAUCCCACUUGGACUGAAGUUCAUCUGGUCCUGUGUGAGAGACAGGAGACCAAUCAAAUAGGCAGUGAAAUCUGUUGUGUGGAUGUUUAGUGCAUAAUGAAGAGGUUACUCUGCAUAUUUACCUUGAGCUGUGGGUCACUGCCUGCACUGACCUUUCCUUUACACUGAAUUUGCCAUUUAGAGUUCUGCUGUGAACCAUCUGUGGUCUUUUUAUCAGUGUUUAACAAAACUUUAACAAAUUAAAACCAGGGGGUUGUGGCUAGGGGUUGCUUUUAAUUUGUUAAUCUGACACUCCUUUAGUAUUCAAUUUUUUUCAGCUGUCUUGUCUGUCUUCAUCUUAUGGGAACCUCCAUGGGGUGCAAUCUUUUCUAGAACAAAGCGAGCAAAAAGUACCUGUGGUUAAAUGUUCUGAGAGAGCAGAGUUGGUGGUGUUCAUGUUCUGUGUGAGUCUGAAAGUAUCUCAUUGUUUGCUUGAAGAUGAUGCUGCUGUUCUGACCCUGCUCCAACUGAAAUUAUUCUGUCUCUUUUCAUCUUCCCUUGGAUGAUGGGGCAGACAAUUAUGAAGAGGGCAAGCUUUGUCUUGAAGCAGGUAAUAAAUAACCAUCUCCAUCAACUUACAGUUUGGAUCAACUUGUCUGGCUGGAAUUACUGCAAUUUAACACAUUGUGGUGUAAUGAAUAAUAAACUAUCUUCAAAAAAAAAAA
Molecule: messenger RNA, 6142 nt
Organism: Haemorhous mexicanus (house finch)
Lineage: Eukaryota; Metazoa; Chordata; Aves; Passeriformes; Fringillidae
Gene: TAMM41
Product: TAM41 mitochondrial translocator assembly and maintenance homolog
Exons: 9
Coding region: 69-1082 (337 amino acids)
Biological process (GO): cardiolipin biosynthetic process; CDP-diacylglycerol biosynthetic process
Cellular component (GO): mitochondrion
Molecular function (GO): phosphatidate cytidylyltransferase activity
Source: RefSeq, a predicted model, not a curated record